Pseudozyma flocculosa PF-1 is the source of this 3087-nucleotide messenger RNA. RefSeq lists its product as uncharacterized. Lineage: Eukaryota; Fungi; Basidiomycota; Ustilaginomycetes; Ustilaginales; Ustilaginaceae. The transcript has a single exon. The record is from RefSeq and is a predicted model, not a curated record. Bases 1 to 3087 code for a protein of 1028 amino acids.
AUGUAUUCGACUCGGCGUGGCUCGCUGGCACCUCUUCCACCAUAUCCGCACACACAGAAACAGCAGCAGCACCUGGGCGACCUGUCGACGCGUUCCGGCAGCCUCGACAGCACCUUCUCGGGCUACACGACCGAGAGCACCGCCGGCUUCCGGACGCCCCUACUUCACGACCUGCACCUGCCGCUGCCUCCGCUCCUGUCCGGGUCCGCCAAAUCCAGCGCGCUGGCCCAGCACUCGGAGCAGCGACGACUUCCCUCCCUCUCGUCGACCUUCCCCACAUCGGACAUGGGAAUCCCUACGCCCGAGCAACGGCACGACGACAUGGUUGACGUCUUUCCGGGCUUCGUGCGAUCCGCGCGCAAGGACCCCGCUCACACGCCGGCUUCGAACGCCUCCAACUUGCAGAAGUACUCAACAGCCACGGACCUGUACAACCUCGCCGCCGUUGCCAAUGGUCUGAUCACGAGAGAAUCGUCAUUGACCCCCUCGGGCAGCUCGAAGCGCCCGCGCUCGAAAACUAGGACGCUCAGGGCGGAGAAUCAGCACGCCGACACCACCAACGAUGCCAAGCGCUUCAAGGUCUCCCACACCGAGCUCGCCACCAAUGGCCUGGCCAGCCUGCCUCACGUCCAUCAGCUGGGGGGAAAAGAGAUGGCUCGUCCCGCUCUGGCGUACAACCGGCCAAGAGCCCCGACGGUAUCGCAUCGCGCCCACCGCAGCAGCGCCGAUUCGAUCCAUAGCUUGCUAGCCGGUCUCGAGAGCAAGCGCGAGAUAGACAGCCGCUCCUCGCGGGGAGCACGGUCGGCUUCAGUCUCUGCGUUCGCUCCGCCGCAACAGGCAGGCUUCACGGCCGCAGCGACUUGCGCGGCGGCGACAACGACGACGACGACGGCAAAGACCAAGAUGGAGCCGCCGGCGCCGCCAAUACAGAGCUCGUCCAAGACGCCGCCGGUGCGCGAAGACCCGCUGUCGUCGCAGCUGCUGACGCAGCGCACAGCGCUCUUCUUUGAGCACCUCUACCGCGACGUCUGCUUCGGCAUCUUCCCCAGAGCCUACAUCUACCCCAAGAUCGGGCAGAACUGGCAGAAGCAGGAUCCGAGCUUUGCCGCGCUGGCAUUGAGCAUGUCGGUCCUCGGCCUGUUGGGAGCGAGGAUGCCUGCCGACGACGAGGUGGCCAAGGAGGCGAAAGCGGCACCCGUCGCCAAGAUGACUUCGCCCAAGACGGACAGGCGGUCGCUGCUGGACUCGCUCGACAUCGACGUGCCCUUCCGACCUCCGAUCUUGCCGUCCUUCAGCGACGACAACGCGCGAGCCUUCACAGCCGACCAGAGGGAUCAGGUCGUCUCGCUCAUCUCGUACACGCUCUCGACGCGAUCGCUGUCCGAGGGGACGGCUUCGUUCGGCCAGCAGCCCGGCUGCACCUCAAUCUUCACGUCCUUGCUGCUCUCGCUGGCGCUGUGGUGCCUGGAAGAGGCGGAAGCGAACAGCAACAGCGCCACGCGGCCGGCCGCUGGCUCGACGUGGAGGGACGCCAGUUUCCUGCGCUUUGCGGAGAGCGUGGCGCUGGCCAAGAUCUUGGGCAUCGACAAGCUCGCCAUCGACGAGGCGACGAGUCAGGACAGCAAGCUCGUUGCUGACCGCUCGACCGCCACGCCGCACGGCAUCGACAUCGAAGAGCGCGAGCGGCGGAUACGCACGUGGGCGCUCCUGGUCCGAUGCGAGCGUUGGUGGGCCUCGCAGAGAGACGACUACCGGCCCCAGCUGCGCGUCCCAAGGCCUCUUGCCGACGCCCGGUCUCCACCCGCGUCUAAGUCGACGCCGUUGAAGGCAUCGCCAGUGCAACCGCCGCCGCUGCUCAGCGCCGAACCCAAGGAGUCGAUGCCAUCCCCCAGCGUCUGGCAAAGCCGAGUCUCUCGUCCGUUGCUGCAGCCGACGCCGCAGCGUUUCACUGCACCCGGAUCGGCCGGCGCCUCGAUCAUGGAGUGGAUCCGGUCGUCGGCCACCAUCUCGGAGAUGACGCCCCGGGCUGGCUCGCUCCAGCUGCCACCGCCCGACGAAGACGAGGAGGAGGAGGAAGCGGUGCCCGCUCCGGAAGACGAGGCGAUGUGCGCGCCGACGCAGGGACCAGACCAGGGACAGGGCUCGAUGCGCGACCAGCUCGCCGUGCUCAUCGACCUGGGCUUCGCGCCGUUCCACCGCAUCUUGACGAGCCGCUUUUCCUGGCGCGAGAUCGAGUGCUGGCAGGGUCGCUGUGCGGCCGAGACGUGCCAGCGCCUCGAUAGUGCGCUGGCCCUACGCAUCGACGACUCGCUGCUGGACCUGUCGAUGCACGCCACCUCGCUCUCGCUCCACGGCGGCGACGAGGCGGGAGAGGCGACGUCAACCCGCCCCGCCGCGCUCAAUCACCGCGACGGCAUCCUGCUCGAGCUGAUCCGACAAGUCUUCCGGUGCCGCCUCUGGCGCGCCUCGCUGCGACACGGUCUCAUCGUCUCGUCGCCCGCCACCGCUGCGGUCGCGACGACAUCGAUGUCGUCGAGAUCAGCCGCCGCGACAACGGCAAAGUCUCCGUGCUUCUUCGGGACGGCAUUGACGGCGGCGACCGUCCCUCCGCCGCUUCGACCCGACCAGCCGCUCCACAUUGGCCUGGACACGCUCGAUAUCCUCGAGGAUUUGCACGACGUCGUCUUUGUCUCCGCGAAUCACGGCAGUGGGGCAUCGUCGUGCCAGCCUCUGGUUCGAGGAUUCCUCCAUGAGAUUGCGGAUUGCGUCCGGGCCGUCGCGCAGAGCCGGUACCGGGACGAUGCGUUCGUGUUGGAGGAGGAAGAGGGUGACGGAGAUGAUGACGGGGACGAUGCAGAGGAAGGGCAAGACGGUGCGGAUGGUCCGGGGAGAGCAGAGGCGCUCCAGGCUGGCAAGGAUGGCGGUCAAGGGUCGCGGAACGAGAUCGGAGAGGAGGAAUCGACCGGCAAGGCCGAGUCGGUGCCGCCGACGCUCGCGCAGGGCCACGAUCUCACGAAGACGACGAUCCAACAGGGGUCGCGCGCCAUCCUCUUUGACCUCGAGCGCUUCUUCCAGCAGGUCUUCUGA